This is a messenger RNA of Durusdinium trenchii, 3894 nucleotides long. The record is from the annotation of a GenBank genome assembly. NCBI's taxonomy places the organism in Eukaryota, Dinophyceae, Suessiales, Symbiodiniaceae.
AUGCUCCGCCUGGUGUCGGUGAGUGGCGAGCGACUCGCAACGGUACACCUGGAACAGCUCGAGACCUCCAAAGGCUUCGGCCAUGCGGUCAAAGAAGACUUGCAAGAUCGGAUGAGCAUCCCAAGCUUUCGACUGCGAUUACUUCAAAGCGGCAGCGAUAGUGUGAUCCCAGAUGGAAGCUCCUGGGAGCAGCUGGGACAGCCUGAAGAGCUGCAGGUAGUGAUUCUACCUUGUGGUCAAGGAUCGGAACAACAGCUUUUGCAUGCAGCAGACAAAGGCGACCUGACGACGGCCCGGAACCUCCUGGCCCAGCCAGCGGACCCCAACUGCAGCGAUUCUUCGGGUGUCUCGCCCUUGUGCAAGGCGAGCAGCAGGGGCCACCUGAAGGUGGUCCAGCUUUUGCUGAAGGCACAAGCCAAUGUGGAGCAUAAAGACUGCCAUGGAACCACCCCGCUGAUGUUUGCCGCCAAAUUGGGCCACAUAGAGGUGGUGAAGUGUUUGCUGUCUUCUGGUGCCAGCAUGAAUGAGGAGGAUAAGCAGUCGAGAACGGCCUUGGUGUUGGCCUCGUCCGAAGGGCACGCGGAGGUGAUUCGAGCCCUUUGUGAAGCGGGCUGCGACAAAGACGCUCGGGACGAAGAGGGCCGCACCCCGCUGUUGUCAGCGGUGGCUGCGGGGCGCACGGAGGUCGCAAAGGUUCUCCUGGAGCAAAGGGUGAACCAGGAGUUGGUCGAUCACCAUGGUCGGACGCCAUUGCAUGAGGCAGUGCUUGGCUCGCAAACCUUUGGAUUGCUCAAGCAUUUACUUGAAGCUGGAGUGGAUAAGCACCGCACAGAUGACCAAGGACGCACCGCCCUCUACGAGGCUGCGUGUUAUGGUCACAGGCAAGUGGUGAGUUACCUGAUCCAGAAUGGAGCUGAUGUGGAUGCCCGGGACACGGAUGGCAAGAGCUCAUUGUACAUAGCAUGUCAGAUGGGUCACGUGCAGGUGGCCAAAGCUCUGCUGGAUGCCGGUGCAUCCGCCGAGAUCGCCGACCAUGAGGGGUGGACUCCUUUGCAUGCUGUUUGCUGGGCGGGUCACAUUCAACUGGUCCGGAUCCUGAGCCAGGUCUCCUUCAGGGAUUCCGUGGACCAGCAAGGAUGGACCCCACUCUUUGCUGCUUGCAUGGGGGGUCAUGCACAGGUGGUUCGAUCUUUGAUUCAGGCGGGCUGCGACCGGAACCGCCGCGACUCCAUGGGCCGCACGCCGCUGAUGGAAGCCGCGCGGCUCCGCUGGGGCGCCGUGGUCGAGACGCUGUGCCAGGCAAAAGCGCACACUGAUCAGCUUGACCAACAAGGGAGGGCUCCAUUGCAUGUGGCGGUGUGGAGUGGCUCUUUGCACGUGGUCGACCUACUACUGCAAGCAGCGGACAAGAACAGGGCCGAUUCGUGUGGAAGGACGGCCCUCUUCUUGUCGGCCUUCCUGGGGCAUUUGCCAAUCACUCGGCUCCUUUGUGAAGGUGGUGUCAAUAAGCACAAAGCGGACCCGCAUGGGCGAACGCCCUUACACAUUGCCACCAGUGGGGGCCACUUCGCAGUGGUUCGCUAUUUGAUCGAAGCAGGUGCCAAUCGCAACCAAGCCGACCACUUUGGCCGCACGCCGCUCAUGGAGGCUGCGCGUCUGGGGCGUUUGGAGCUGGUGCGCUUGCUCCUGCAGGCGGGCGUCGACAAGUUCAAGGCUGACAACUUUGGCAGGACUGGGCAGUAUGCCAUGGCCUUCGGGGAUGCCGAAGACGUGCGCUUCGAGGAGGUCUCGGAAGUCACGGACCGGUACAAUCCCAAUCAGAAGGUGACGAUCCGGAAGCCCAUUCAGCGAGAGAUUACAGUGGAACCUGACGGCGAAGGUCAUAGCUAUCAGAUCUGUGGCACUUGGUCUGGACGACGGCCCGAGGCGAUGUCCGAAGCAGAGGGCGUGGCUUGGAGCUUCGAACUGACCUUGGGAGAGAACCGCUGGGAAUCGUUUUACCUCAUCCAGGAUCACGAUCCCGAAAGGCGGAUUGUUCCCAACGUGCCCAAAGCCACCAAGGAGGCAGUGCCUGUGGGUCCGCUCGCGGGGCCUAAACACGCGAGGGCGACCAAGUCUGGAAAGUGGAUGUACUGGGGAGACGAAGCGUCCCAGACCGAACAGGCAAACCGCGAGUUGAUUUCACAGGCGAGUUUUGGGCGGAGCCUUGUGCCGAAAGACGAGAACGGCAAGCUUGCCUACUCUGGAUUACAAGACGAUGACUGCCGACUGCCGGAGGCCUUGGUCUGGGUGGAUUGCGAGAUGACUGGCCUGGGUGAAGAGGGUGGGCCGGGCCAACACACCCUUUUAGAGGUGGCCGUGUUGAUCACCAACGAUCAGCUGGAAUUAGUGGCUGAAGGCCCAGAUCUGGUGAUCCACCAGCCGGAUGAAGUUUUGGACGGCAUGAACGACUGGUGCAAGAAGCAGUUUGGCUGGGACGCGCAGGCGAAGUCGGCCACACCCAACCUGCUGGCUGACCAGGUGCGGAGGUCCGCGACGCGGCUGGAAGAGGUGGAUGGAAUCCUUCACGACUUUGUCACCAGGCAUGUGGUGGACGGUGGUGGCAUCCUUGCUGGGAACACUGUGCAUAUGGACAAGCGUUUUCUAGACAAAUAUUGUCCAAAGUUUGUGAGCGCCCUGCACUACCGCAUCGUGGAUGUCAGUACCGUGAAGGAGCUUUGUCGACGUUGGAAUCCUGAGCAUUACCGUAGAGCUCCCAGAAAGAAGGGCUCACACCGAGCAAUGGAGGACAUCCAGGAAAGUUUGAAGGACGGCGGGAAGCACUUCGAUGUCUGCGCAUUGCAUGCCGGCGCCCUCGCAGUUGCGCGCACUCCAAUCCGGUUGCGCUUUCUCGGAACGUACCGUGCUUUCGCCGAUCCGGAGCGGGGUGAACCCGCCGAUCCGGAGAGGGAGUGCUCUGCGCGAUGCGAGCGGAUCAAUGAGUGGCUCUUGGACUGCCGCGCGCGGGUGAAUGUGCCGGAGAACCAGGUUGGCAUGCCAGGUCAGAAGUACCUUGUAACCUUCAGGUGGGAGAAGUUCAAGGAAAUCACCUGGGAAAAGAUGGAGGAGAAGGGUGAGUUUGUCCCAGGCACCUACUAUCUCACUGGCCCCUUCAAUGGCUGGAACUUUGUGGAGAUGGAGAUCGACAGCAGUGGACCACGAAGGAGACGCAAAGGAUGGUUCAGUGCUGAGGUCCAGGUGUCCUCCUUACCCAUGGAGUUCUGCGUGGUUCGAAACCAGGAUUUUCGCCAAGCGAUCUACCCGGAGGUGCCGCCCGGCACAGCGAAGGCUUCGCAGCACUCGGCCAUUUGUGGUCCUGAUGAGGGCGACAACACCUGGCAGAUCGAGGACCUUCGAGGUUCGACCUACAAGAUCUCUUUCUACCGUGAUCCGGAAGACUGUGAGCCUAGCUCAAUGAGGAUUGAUUGGAAAAAGGUAGAGGAGGAGCGCCCAUAUGUAGAGCCCGAAGUCGCUUACUACAUUAACAGCCAGUGCAAUGACUUCAACCACAAGCUUGCGAGUCGAAUGACCUUGGAGGCUGAUGGUGAUCGCAAGCUUUAUGUGGGAGAGGUGAUGAUCCAGGAUUUGCCAUUGGAUCCAAAGAGGCCGACGGAAAGGCAGCCAAUGAUGCGCUUCAACGUGCUGAUUCAUCGAUUGAAGGAUCAUUGCAUUCAUCCAGACCAGGAGAAUUGCACCCAAGAGUCAGAGCAUAUGGUCUUGCUGGACGACGGCAAGAACUGCUGGUGCAUAGGUCCCGAUGAUGCACUCGAAAAGGGCGACCGCUUCACGGUGAGGUUGGUGGUGCAGGGAGACACUCACAAUGUCUCAUGGUCCAAGGUGCCCGUUGAAAGCUGA